AUUAUAACAACGAGGACUUUGGAGAGUAAAAGAUAUCAUCGUUUUUUUUUGUAUCAUUAAAUAUUUUUGUUGUCAAAGAUAUAUUAUCAAACUGUUUUUAUACAAAAUGUUGCCAAUUAUCAGAAACGUUUGUUCCAAGAAUCUUAAUGUUUUAAAUCAAUUAUGUAAAAAAUCUGUACAAAUAUGUACCCAGCGAACUAUAACUUCAUCUCAUUUACCAUUGACUAUGUUCAGCGAAGAAGAACUUGCGUUUAAGGAAUUGGCCGAAAAGAUUUCUAAGGAAAAAAUUGCACCAUUAGUUAGUAAAAUGGACAACGAAAAUAAACUCGAUCCUGAAGUCAUUAAACUAUUAUUCGAAAAUGGGUUUAUGGGUAUAGAGAUUGAUCCAAAAUAUGGUGGCACUGGAGCAUCAUUCGUAUCGGCUAUCAUUGUUAUCGAAGAACUUGCUAAAGUUGAUCCAUCAGUCAGUGUAUUUUGUGAUGUUCAGAACACUCUUGUUGCUCUUAAUUUCAAAUAUUAUGCAUCAGAAGAAUUGAAAGAAAAAUAUUUUCCUAAAAUAGCUCAAAAUACGGUGGGUGCAUUUUGUCUUUCAGAAGCUGGAUCAGGUUCCGAUGCAUUUGCGAUGAAAACCAAAGCCGAAAAGAAAGGCGAUUAUUAUGUGAUUAAUGGAGAAAAAUGUUGGAUUACAAAUGCAGAACAUGCCGGAUUUUAUGUUGUUUUUGCUAAUGCGAAUCCUUCUAUCGGAUACAAAGGUAUUACUUCAUUUGUUGUUGAUCGUGAUACACCUGGUUUGUCCGUGGCUCGACCUGAAAAUAAAUUGGGCAUCCGAGCAUCCAGUACAUGUCCUGUGAUAUUCGAAGAUGUAAAAGUUCAUGAAUCACAAGUGUUGGGAAAAGUUGGCCAAGGUUAUAAAUAUGCAAUACAGACGCUGAAUGAAGGUAGAAUCGGUAUUGGAGCUCAAAUGCUUGGUCUGGCCGAAGGAGUGUUCGAUCAUGCUGUCAAAUAUACUCUUGAACGUAAACAAUUUGGUCAAAGCAUUUUUGAAUUUCAGGGAAUGCAACAUCAGAUUGCCAAAAUUGCUACCGAUAUUGAAGCUGCCAAAUUGUUGGUUUAUAAUGCAGCAAGAUUGUCCGAAGCUGGUCGUCCAUUUAUAAAAGAGGCAGCAAUGGCAAAAUUAUAUGCUUCCGAAGUGGCAGCGACAGCCAGUUCUAAAGCAAUCGAAUGGGUUGCUGGCGUUGGUUUUACGAAAGACUAUCCAUUUGAAAAAUAUUAUCGUGAUGCAAAAAUUGGUGCCAUUUAUGAAGGAACAUCGAAUAUUCAACUAAAUACUAUUGCCCGUUUAGUAGCCAAUGAAAUCAAGGAAAAAGCAUAAAUCAAAUCAUUUCAUCUUAUGUUCUACACUAAAUAAUUCAAUUGUAUUCUGUCUAUUUUAUUAUAAUAGAAUUUUUUAUUUU
Molecule: messenger RNA, 1454 nt
Organism: Dermatophagoides pteronyssinus (European house dust mite)
Lineage: Eukaryota; Metazoa; Arthropoda; Arachnida; Sarcoptiformes; Pyroglyphidae
Product: short/branched chain specific acyl-CoA dehydrogenase, mitochondrial
Cellular component (GO): mitochondrion
Molecular function (GO): flavin adenine dinucleotide binding; acyl-CoA dehydrogenase activity
Source: RefSeq, a predicted model, not a curated record